Messenger RNA from Paramecium octaurelia, 702 nucleotides. The record is from the annotation of a GenBank genome assembly. Lineage: Eukaryota; Ciliophora; Oligohymenophorea; Peniculida; Parameciidae.
AUGAUUACUCGUAGUGAAAUUAAGGAAUUUCUGCCCCAAAGUAUUAGUAAACAAUAUAAAACAGAACCGAUAGAUCAGAAUAUCAGCGAUCUCUCUUUCAGUUUUACACACAGUUUGAAAAGUAGUGUGAAACCGAAGUUAAACGAUUCUAUACAAUUCGAAACCCAGAUAUCUUAGAGAAUUCAAGCUAAACCUCCUCUUACAUCAAAGAGCAACAAAAAGUUCUCAAUCCCAAUAAUAAGGGAUAAAACAAACUUUAAUUCUGAAUUUACUAGUGAUUAAAUGUCUACCCCUAGAUCGAAAUUGUAAGAUUGUAAAUUUUAACUAAUUCAUCUCAAGCUGUAAAACUAACAAAACCAAAAGAUCAAUAAGCAAAUACUGGUUGAGAAAUUAUCUAAGCAAUUGAAACAAUCUUCAACAGCCAACAUCUCAAAAUCAAAGGAGAUCAUGUAAAUUGAGUUGUUAUUGGCUGCAUACAAUUAAUUACACUUAAGUCAUUCAAAGUUGAAAUAGGAGAACAAGACUUUAGAAUAAGAAAUCACAAUAUGGAAAUCAAAGUAUCAGGAUUUGGAAAAAAAGACAAAAUCAAGUAUCCAUUCUAAAAGUACAUCAUUACAAGUGUAAUUCAAUAAGCCAAUUAAUUAAAAUAUAUAAGAGAGAUUAAAAACAUCAUCACAUACUUUUAAGUUCUCCUUAUAUUGA